AUGGUUUCCCAGAUCCGCAGAAAAUAUCCGCACUCAGAUUUCACCCUCCUAUGGGAUCUUGUUUGUAUCCGUGCUCAAUCCCAGCAGAGCUUUAUCAGCUCUGUUAAUGCUGAAAUCUCCGUCUUUGAAGUGAACAUCCGUUUUGUUGGAGGCCUGCUGUCCGCCUAUUAUCUCUCAGGCAAAGAGGUGUUCAGGAGAAAAGCUGUUGAACUAGGAGAGAAGCUGUUGCCGGCUUUUAAGACCCCGACUGGCAUCCCUUGGGCUCUUCUCAACCUAAAGAGUGGAAUUGGCAGAAACUGGCCAUGGGCGUCAGGAGGAAGCAGUAUUCUCGCCGAAUAUGGGACGCUGCAUUUGGAGUUCAUGCAUCUCAGCGAGCUUUCCGGGAGACCAGUUUUUGCCGAGAAGGUAAUGAACAUCAGAAAGGUGCUGAAUCGACUGGACAAACCUCAAGGGUUGUACCCGAAUUAUCUGAACCCGAACAGUGGACAGUGGGGCCAGCAUCAUGUCUCGGUUGGAGGCUUGGGGGACAGUUUCUACGAGUACCUGCUGAAGGCCUGGCUCAUGUCAGACAAAACUGACGAGGAGGGAAAGAAGCUUUACUACGAUGCCCUGCAGGCGAUUGAGAAGAAUUUGAUCCGUAAGUCAAGCGGAGGGUUGACGUAUAUCGCUGAAUGGAAAGGCGGACUCCUGGAGCAUAAGAUGGGUCACCUGACCUGCUUCGCCGGUGGUAUGAUCGCUUUAGGGGCGGACGGAGGCCCCGAUGAUAAGACGGGUCACCAGAUGGAACUGGCGGCUGAGAUCGCCCGCACGUGUCAUGAGUCUUAUGCCCGGACAAGUAUGAAGCUGGGUCCCGAGGCCUUCCGUUUCGACGGCGGCGUAGAAGCCAUCGCCACACGGCAAAACGAGAAGUACUUCAUCCUGAGGCCAGAGGUCAUUGAGACCUACAUGUACAUGUGGAGGUUCACCCACGACCCCAAAUACAGACAGUGGGGCUGGGAGGCAGUGCAGGCUCUGGAGAAGUACUGCAGGGUGGAAGGGGGUUACAGUGGAGUGAGAGACGUCUACGCUAACACUCCCAACCAUGAUGACGUGCAGCAGAGCUUCUACCUGGCCGAAACACUCAAGUAUCUGUAUCUUUUGUUCUCUGACGAUGACCAUUUGCCCUUCGAACACUGGGUGUUCAACACGGAGGCCCAUCCUCUUCCCGUCAUUAAGAAACAGAAUGUAGAAAUAGCAAACCAUCUCAAGUAAUCUUCAUCCAACCCCAAAGCGCCACUGAGACGUAAUUUUCUGGACCUGCUUUAACAGUGGACAAGAGCUAUGGACACAAAACCCCUGUGGCUGGAGAGUUCCUGUCCUCCAGGAAUUUGCUGGAGCUUCAUGUGUUUCUCCACAGCCUUCUCUCCUCUUCCAUCUCUUCUCGGGAUUCUGCAUGCUGCCCCUGUUCUCUCUCUCUGUCCUUGAUGCUAUGGACACGUCUCUGAACCUCAGAGACACAGAAGGACCAUAUUUCCUCUGUGAGGAGACCGGAGCAGAUCGUUUUCCAUCGUACUUGCCCUCUCACACACGUUAUAAAGCCAUAGGUAAUUCAAAUUGCAUCGACGUCCUUGUGUUUUUUGCAUCAUGUGCGUUUUCAAGAGCGAAGAUAAGAGAUAUCCACUGAACUUCGCCAUAUCUUGCUGUCUGUUUCUUUCGGGAUGAGGUUUGGUUCGGUAUUUUGAGGCUAUAUUCGACAGCAAGGUAGUGAAACCAAGUCAACUAGUGCCUUUUAGUCUUACUGAUCAUUUUAGUCAAGUUUUAAUAGAAACUCUAUUUAUUUUCGCUGUGACCGAAGGUAUCUUCCUACUGGCCUACAGCCCUCUUACCCUCGUGAUGGAUGUAAGAAUCAGUUGUUUAUCGUUCAUUCCUCUACAUUUGUGAGCUUACUUUUUCAUAAAAUGUGUACAAAAUGUGUUUUGAUUGUUUACUUAAUCAACGGAGGCAGAGACUUUUUAUCCUAGACAUGUAAAAUAGAGUGCUUUGUGUUAAUUUAUUACUCAAGACAUAGGGUUCUUGUCUUUUUUCAGUGUGGAGGGCUGGAAACUAUGGAGCCCCUAAAGGAGACAUGAUAGUAGGAAAAAAUAUGAUGAGAGGGAAAAAUUAAAUUUCAAUGCUUUUGCGUUCCCUUGCAAAACUAAUGCUUUUUCCCGAGAAGCUUUGUGUUCACUCACAAACACACUGAAAUAUAAUUUUUCUUUCUAUAACUUUUUUUUUUUAAUAAAAAAAAAU
Molecule: messenger RNA, 2268 nt
Organism: Sinocyclocheilus grahami
Lineage: Eukaryota; Metazoa; Chordata; Actinopteri; Cypriniformes; Cyprinidae
Product: mannosyl-oligosaccharide 1,2-alpha-mannosidase IA-like
Exons: 10
Coding region: 1-1251 (416 amino acids)
Biological process (GO): carbohydrate metabolic process; mannose trimming involved in glycoprotein ERAD pathway
Cellular component (GO): extracellular exosome; Golgi membrane; endoplasmic reticulum
Molecular function (GO): mannosyl-oligosaccharide 1,2-alpha-mannosidase activity; calcium ion binding
Source: RefSeq, a predicted model, not a curated record